CAUUGCUGUAAAAGACCACAGUGUCAGCUUAACAUUUUCAAAUCUUAAAUUUCAAUCAGCCAAAGCAAAGAUGUGGAGCCUCCAAAACCUGCUUUUCAUCCUCUGCAUUGCUCUGAGAUGUGUGACCUGUGAAGCAGGGGUGAUCCAUGUGACUGGAUAUGUGGGGAGAGAGGUUAACGUUUCCUGCUCUUAUGAUGAGGGUUAUGAAUCUUAUGAAAAGUACCUGUGUAAGAACGACUGUGGUGACAGUGAUCUUCUUAUUACCACAUCACACUCCGUGAAAAACAAAUACACAACCCAUGAUGACAAAACAGCACGAAUCUUCACAACAACCAUCGCUGAUCUUCAAUCCACGGAUGCUGGGAGAUACUGGUGUGGAGUGACCAGAACUGGAAAAGAUAUCUACACUGAAGUCGAGCUGAAAUUAGUACCAGACAGCUGCUGUGACACUGUGACCAAAGUUCAAAGUUAUGAGGGAUACUCUGAGUCUGUCAGUUGUUCGUAUGAGUCUCAGUACCAGAACAGCCUGAAGUACAUCUGCAGAGGAAAUCAGCCUUCCACAUGUCUGCAGCAGGCACUGAUCACCUCUGACAACAAACAAAAUGGGCGAUUCAGACUUGAUGAUGACAAAGUGUCAGGAACAUUCACAGUGACCAUUAACAGUUUGACUCAGAAUGAUUCAGGGUCAUACCUCUGUGGUGUUCAAAGAAACUCUGAGGUGGAUGUUUUCUCUGCUGUUGAGCUGGAAGUUGAAGAGUGGUGCUGUGUCAAAGCAAAACACAUAAAUGGUAUUGCAGGAAAUCUACUACGGUUGCAGUGUCCUUAUCCUCCACAACAUCGAAAUAACAGCAAGUUCCUCUGUAAGGGAGGCCAACGCAACAAAUGCACAGACAUCUCGAUGGAUCAAAGGGUCACACUGCAAGAUGAUGCUGCCUCCAGCUCCUUCUUUGUGAUGAUCACAUACUUAGAUGUACAUGAUACUGGGACAUACUGGUGUGGGUCAGACCCACAGUGGAGAGUUGGAAAUUACACCAAGAUUGAGCUGUCAGUGGUUACUGUGAGAUGUGUGACCUGUGAUAUAGGGGUGGUUUCUCUGAGAUGUGUGACCAGUGCAGUGGGGAUGAUCCAUGUGACUGGAUAUGUGGGGAGAGAGGUUAAUGUCUCCUGCUCCUAUGAUCAGAGUUAUGUAUCUCAUGAGAAGUACCUAUGUAAGGACGACUGUGGCAGUGAUGAUGUUCUUAUUACAACAUCACAAGCAAGCAAAACCAAAUACUCAAUUUAUGAUGACAACAGCACACGAAUCUUCACAACAAUUGUCUUUGAUCUUCAAUCUACGGAUGCUGGAAAAUACUGGUGUGGGGUGACGAGAACUGGAACAGACAUCUACACUGAAGUCAAGCUGAAAUUAGUACAAGACAGCUGCUGUGACACUGUGACCAAAGUUCAAAGUUAUGAGGGUUACUCUGAGUCUGUCAGUUGUCCGUAUGAGUCUCAGUACCAGAACAGCCUGAAGUACAUCUGCAGAGGAAAUCGGCCCUCCACAUGUCUGCAGCAGGCACUGAUCACCUCUGACACCAAACAAAAUGGGCGAUUCAGACUUGAUGAUGACAAAGUGUCAGGAACAUUCACAGUGACCAUUAACAGUUUGACUCGCAAUGAUUCAGGAUCAUACCUCUGUGGUGUCCAAAGAAACUCUGACGUGGAUGUUUUCUCUGCUGUUGAGCUGGAAGUUGAAGAGUGGUGCUGUGUCAACUCAACUAAAAGAAAUGGUACUGCAGGAAAUCCACUAACUUUGCAGUGUCCUUAUCCUCCACAACACUGGGAUAACAGGAAGUUCCUCUGUAAGGGAGACCACCGCAACAAAUGCACAGACAUGGUGACAAGUCGAAGCAGGUUCACAUUGCAAGAUGAUGCUGCUUCCAGCUCUUUCACAGUGAGGAUCACAGAACUGGAAGCAGCUGAUGCUGGGACAUACUGGUGUGGAUCAGACUCACAGUGGAGAGUUGGAAACUACACCAAGAUUGAGCUGUCAGAGUGGUGCUGUCUCAACUCAAUUAAAAUAAAUGGCACAGUAGGACAUCCACUAACUCUGCGGUGUCCUUAUCCUGCACAAAACUGGGAUUACAAGAAGCUUUUCUGUAAGGGUGACCAUCGCAACAAUUGCACAAACGUAACCAGUCAAAGGAGGUUCACAUUGCAAGAUGAUGCUUAUUCCAACUCUUUCUUGGUGAGGAUCAAAGAGCUGGAAGCAGCCGAUGCUGGGACAUACUGGUGUGGAUCAGACUCACAGUGGAGAGUUGGAAAUUACACAAAGAUUCAACUGUCAGUGGAUGCCACAGUCUAUGUGGUUUUUGCUGCACGCUCUGUGCUGCUACUGCUACUGCUGUGUGCCCUGGUUAUAGUUCAUAAGUACAAAUAUUACAAAUUGAAAGGAAGAGCCAAGGAUGCUCUUUGUGGACCACAGCUCAAGCUCAACACCAUAACCCCAGACAUCCUCGACACCAAACUGGACGACCUGCUCCUGGAUCAAAGGCUUCCUCACCACCGUCCUGAAUCAGAAAGUCCCCCCACAUACCACCCCUCAACACUCACCACCGCAGCAAUGAUCUGA
Neolamprologus brichardi is the source of this 2611-nucleotide messenger RNA. The record is from RefSeq and is a predicted model, not a curated record. Lineage: Eukaryota; Metazoa; Chordata; Actinopteri; Cichliformes; Cichlidae.